Molecule: messenger RNA, 147 nt
Organism: Plasmodium berghei ANKA
Lineage: Eukaryota; Apicomplexa; Aconoidasida; Haemosporida; Plasmodiidae
Product: conserved Plasmodium protein, unknown function
Exons: 1
Coding region: 1-147 (48 amino acids)
Source: RefSeq, a predicted model, not a curated record
AUGUUUUUACUAAAAAACGAAAGCGAAGAAUCCCCAAAGGAAAUAUUAAUAAAUGAAUUGAAAUAUAAAAUCCGCAUUUUAUCAGGAAUUGUUUUUGUUAUAAGAGCUAUACCAACAAUGUUAAAUUUGUUUAGCUCAAAGGAAUAA